AUGCCGCACUUUCCGCCUCGUGUCUUCACCAGUCGCAUGGCCCUCGGCGGCGCCGCUUCUCUUUGCCCGCCGCGCAGUCUGUGCAGAUUCGCCUCGGCAGGCGCGCUCUCAUCUCCCGCUCGAUCUGCCCCGCAUGCGCCGGCAAUUCACGCGGCGUUCUCGCGGCGGAGUGCCGAGGAAAGGCAAGCCCCGAGUUUAAGCCGAAACGGAGGUGGCGACGAAGGCCGACACCUGAGCGCGUUUCUCGUUCCGAAACGCGACCGCACUCUGCAUGGGCACGGCCUCCUCGGUCUCUCGCACCCAGGCGCAGCGCACGCUCUUGCGUCUGUGGCGAGUGCGUGGAGAUCUGGGAGGUUUGUCAGCUCCAACGCCGGCGAGGGGAGACGCCCCGAGGCAGACCGCACACAGGGCACCGCUCCGGCUGCAGCCUCUCGCCCCACCCGCGAAGAGAUUGCCUCCCAGCAAAGAGGCAAUUACGAAGCAGAGAACAAGAACAACGAGAAGAACGAGGGGAACGAGAAGGCUCGAGUUGAAUCUGUGGAGGCGGGAAGGGAGGGCGGACGCAGCUUCAGACGAUGGUUCGCGCGUGUGUUUUAUUCCUCUCUCCUUCUCGUUGGAGGAGGCACUGCGUUUCUCUUCUUCAUGUUUCCGUCAGCUCCUCUGGACCUGAAAAACGGGGCCUUGUCCUCGAUUCUCCAAGCGGCUGCGGCGCUGCGAGGGCAAGCGAAGGAGACACCCGGAGAGGAGACAGGAGACGGGGCGGAGACAGCUUCGGGGGGGGGCGAGGCGCAGAAGGCCGAGAAGCGCUCGGCGUUCGCCUUUCUUUCGAAGAAGGAUCCUCUCGAGGGUUUCUCGCUCGUGACCGAUGCUGAAUUCGACUCCACUGACGAGGCGCUCGUCCUGUUUGUGGACGGCGAGACAGAGGCCGAAGCAGAAAGCGAGAACAUCCGGAAACUGCGAAGCCUCGUGCAACGCAUGCAACAGGACGGAAAACUCGGAAAAGAUCUCAGACUUUUCUACGCCUGGAGAACGCCUGGAAACUCUCCGUCUCGGGGCGAAGACACCGCCGUGAUGCUGUACAAAGGCCAGCGUCGGUCUCGGCACGCGCUCGCGUCUCUCGUGCGCGAAGGGGUCAACACCGGUGCGCGCUCGACGCCGGCGACUGGCGAAUCAGAGGGCGAGGCGAAGGCCGAAGAGCAGGGAGAAGAGGGGGAGGAAGAGAGUGGAGAGAAGAUUCUCGAGAUCUUCUUCACCCCGCUUAGCGAGAAGGAGAACACGACGCGGACGAAACGCGAGAAGGAAAAGCUCCUGCCUGUUCGCGUCGUCGGCUCCGCAUUCAAGCGAGAUGUUCGGGACGAAGCCAAGGCAGGCAACACGAUUCUUCUUCAACUCUUCGAAGACUCGUGUUUCCUCUGUUUCCUCAUGCGGCCGUUCCUCAACUCUGUCAGCAAACUGCUUGCCGAGUAUAACAUCCCGGUGGCGAUGAAGAGGCUGAACAUCGAGAAGAACGACUUCCCCGAGGGCUGCGUAGUUACUCGGGCCACGCCGACGUUUGUGCUGUAUCGAGGCGGGCAUGAGGAGGCCGAGAAGUGGACGGAAUUCCGACCUCGGGAUUUUAUUGAGAAACUGGAGAAGGAGUUCGAUCUGCCCGUGGAGCUGCGAGAGAAACUGCAUGCGCUCCUGGAUCGCCUUCAUGAGCGCUUCAAGCGCUUUGGUCUUCUCUCUGUCUGGUUGUUGGAAGUGCGCAAGAUGGAAGAAGCAUUUCUCGAGCAUCAACAGAGAAAUCAAGAGCGUGAGAGCCUCGAGCUCCACGCCCGCGGAGCGCCGUCUGCAGCCGGAGACAGCCAGGAAGGCAACAGCGAUGCGACAAAGACCGAGGAGAAGUCGAGGGAAAAGGAAGACAAGCAACGCGAAGACGGCAACUUCGACGCGAUUGUGUCGAUGCUCAUGAGUCAAGACAUGAAGCGCUACGAUGAUCUGGAGGAAAAUCUGGACCACUUAGAGCGCGAAGUCGCAAACGCUGAGGCAGAUGCCAUGGCGUUGGGCGUGAUGAUGGGGGAAGAAGUCGUUCGAGACGACGUUGAGCACCUCGCCGAAGCUUUGCUGGAGGCGGAGAGCCGCGCCGGGGAAGGCGCGUCUCCGGACGGGAGACCCCAACCGGAACGGCGCGGCUAG
This is a messenger RNA of Neospora caninum, 2175 nucleotides long. RefSeq lists its product as hypothetical. Bases 1 to 2175 code for a protein of 724 amino acids. The transcript is spliced from 9 exons. The record is from RefSeq and is a predicted model, not a curated record. NCBI's taxonomy places the organism in Eukaryota, Apicomplexa, Conoidasida, Eucoccidiorida, Sarcocystidae.